This is a messenger RNA of Eriocheir sinensis (Chinese mitten crab), 979 nucleotides long. RefSeq names its product U6 snRNA-associated Sm-like protein LSm4. Gene Ontology annotation, biological process: nuclear-transcribed mRNA catabolic process; spliceosomal snRNP assembly; P-body assembly. Lineage: Eukaryota; Metazoa; Arthropoda; Malacostraca; Decapoda; Varunidae. The transcript is spliced from 4 exons. The record is from RefSeq and is a predicted model, not a curated record. Gene Ontology annotation, cellular component: spliceosomal tri-snRNP complex; P-body; U6 snRNP. Gene Ontology annotation, molecular function: U6 snRNA binding. Bases 192 to 572 code for a protein of 126 amino acids.
UUACAGGAAACAUUUAAAAAAAUUAAAGAAAAAAAAUAUAUAAAUGUGGUACAUGUUGUACAACAAUCAGUGUCCAUUUUUAGGACUUACCAGCCACUGACUGACUGCAGCAACACACUCAUGCCUUGAGGCAAGAGUUACAAUUGUUACAGCUGCCACUGUCACUGCUCAAGACAGCACAGAACCACCCCAUGCUGGUGGAGCUGAAGAAUGGAGAGACCUACAACGGCAACCUUGUCUCCUGUGACAACUGGAUGAACAUCAACCUCAAGGAUGUUAUCUGCACCUCAAGGGAUGGCGACAAGUUCUGGCGGAUGCCUGAGUGUUACAUCCGUGGCUCAACCAUCAAGUACCUGCGGCUGCCUGAUGAAGUGAUUGACCUGGUGAAGGAGGAGGUGGUGGCACGGGGCCGGGGUCGGGGCGAGAACAGGGGCCGUGGGGGUCCUGGCCGGGGACGGGGUGGCCCAGGCAGAGGAGGCUUUGGGGGCCGUGGGCGUGGCGGUCCCCCUGGGGGUGGAGGCCGAGGUGGGCCAGGCCGAGGUGGCAUCAAGAAAAAGGAAGGGUUUAAGUAACGGCUUGGUAAAAUAUUAUUUAUUUUCAUGUAUGAAGCGAGUAUGUAUUGCAUGACUGUUGUCUUCUUUGACAACCUUUCCUACCAACACAUUUGUAUUUCUAAAUGAAAUGCAUGAAGUACAAACACCUGUGAACCAAUGUGGGUUUGGUUAAUGAUGAUUAUGGACAAAUGAUCUGUUUCUACAAUCACCACACUUAAGAAAUUAACAUUUGCAAAGUCAAAUGAUAUUGGCUAAUAUGAUAACAUGAAUUACUUUUUGUAAAAUUGUUUUAAUUUUACUCGAGAAAAUACUUUAUGCAUCACAGAUGUUCAAUGAUUUGAGACUUUCUAAGUUUAUAAGUAAAUAUGGAAAGCACUCUUUGUUUCACUUUGGGUUAUUACAAUCCAUACUGUUUACAAAACCAA